ACGCACGAUCUGAAAUGGCCAUCGAGCCAUCGCAUCGAUUCUUUGCUCUAGCUACAUCUUGUUCUUUGCCAGGUGUGUGUCUCACAACUCGUAGUUGAAGCUACUCGCUGUCCAGGUCAUGGCGACGUCACCCUUGGACAAGAGCGGCAAGCUCCUGCCGGUGCCACUCUCUGCCUCUGUUCAUCAUUCGGAUCCAUUUAUCUUCAUCGAGAGGCAGUCACGACAGCUCCAGAAUGACUUACAGGCGCUUCUCGAUGUACAAAGCGCCGGCUUGUCGGCCGGACUGUCAGCGUCCUCGAACGAUCACACUUCGACUACGAGCUCUACUUCUUCCACGUCUCGCCUUGCGAGCCCAAAGGCGACCAUGACAAUCCCUGUUCGACAGCCGCCCAAGAAGAAAAUUAGUUUGAGAGGAGCUAGGAGGGGUAUUUUGAAAGCUAUGGAUGGGCUUCUGACUUUGAGAGAAGAAGAACGCCGUGUCAUUGGCUUCGAGCUCGGUUGCCGGCGGGAAGCCUUGAGAGAGGUCGAUAAUUUUGUCAGCAAGCAUAACGGGUUGGAAAUAGCACUAUCCCAGAUGCAAGGAGACCAAGAAACGUUGAGGAUGGAUUCUCUCAAAAAUGAGUCCCGUGCUCUUGAAAAGGAAAUCAUGGCAUUAGAGAACCAUCUCGCCGAGAUGAAAGCACGUCACAGGCAAAUUUUCAAUGAGAUAACGCAGCUCCAAAAUUCCGUCGAUUCAAAACUGUCGUCAUACAAAGAGUCGCUAGCACUGGUUCACAAGGACGUACAAAACUAUCUGAGAUCCCCACCGGUUCAGCCCCUUCUGACUAUGUUCCCGGAUACACCGACGUUCUACUCGCUCCAUCCGAAACGUCGGACACUAGAGAUGGCAAAGGAACACUGGCAGCACGAAAGCAUGGAACUUCGCAAACGGAGAAGAAAAGUUGAUCAUGAGAUCGGUGCGCUCAAAGAAGGAGGAAAAGUGUGGCAUGAAGUUAUAUCCACAAUAUCAACUUUCGAAACAUCAAUACGCAAGAAAAUGUCACGUAUUUCAGAAAGUCGCCUUGAGACAGGCGAUAAGUCUAUUCAGGAUUGCAUUGUACGAGACAUGAAUGAUGUGAUUGGACAGUUAGCCGCCAAUCUGCAAGUUGCCGAGGAGAAGAGCUGGAAUCUACUCAUUUGCAGCAUUGGUGCCGAGCUUGAAGCUUUUCGUCAAGGUAGAUCUGCAUUCAUGGAAAUGUUUGACUAUCAUGACAAGGAGGCUACGGACGACCAGGGUGGCACUGCCGUUGGAAAUGUUCCAGAAGAAUUGCUGAGGGUAACCGAAUCACCGUCGCCAACGCCACAACCCGAACCUCCUUCAAAUGCAUCUUGUAGUGAUGUGAGUGACACUGUGAAAUCUUCGCCUCGGUGUUCCCCCAUUAGACCCAGUGACGACGAUGAGCAAGAUCAAGUCUUUCUAUUCUCUAAGGUAGACUAG
This is a messenger RNA of Coccidioides posadasii C735 delta SOWgp, 1477 nucleotides long. RefSeq lists its product as uncharacterized. NCBI's taxonomy places the organism in Eukaryota, Fungi, Ascomycota, Eurotiomycetes, Onygenales, Onygenaceae. The record is from RefSeq and is a predicted model, not a curated record.